AUGGCUGGCGAGGACCUGGGCAGCAUGGUACAAGAUGCUCGACAAGCAGCUGCGGAUGAGUUUGGAGAUAUGUCUGACGGAUUUAACCCCCUGAGGCGCACCUCAGACGGAACGACUCUGAAGGAAGCAGUUGACUCUGGAGAGUUUAACAUAGAUGAGCUCAAGAACACGCAUGUCCACAAGGUGUCAGGAAAGGAAGCCGAGACGCAGAAGCGCAGGGUGCAGGAGGAGGACUAUGAGCCCGCCGAGUACCCUCUGGGGGAAGUGCCAAAGCCCCUGUUAGAUGAUGAAGGCAAGUUAAGCACUGAAUUCUCAAAGGCAAAGUUGCUAAAUGCAGCCCCACUUGCUGCGGAGUGCUGUAAGAUGUACAAGGACAUGAAACGGCGAAAAUUCAAGAAGGUCCACCUGGUGGUUGUAUCCAGUCGCAAGCCAAUAGAUCACCCCCUGUCCAAAGCGUUGUCCGGGGUCUACUAUGCGGAUUCCAAGCGUAUCGAUGCUUUUGGUGGAAACACGUUUUACACGAAGGUGGCUUUCUCGGGGGAAAGAUUGAUUGUGCGUGGCCUCUACCUUUUCUGGAGCAAAACCAAGCAAGCUUGGCAAGUGUCCAAAGCGCUUGACGACCACACGGCGGGCUUCCUCGUGCACAAGGGGGACCUCAAAUUGGGUCCGCGGGUCUUGCCGAAGGCGCGCGCACUAACAAGGCAGUGCAUCGAUCGACUCCGAGAGGCGCGGAAACAUAAGGGACCGCAUCCUGACCUGGAAUGA
This is a messenger RNA of Symbiodinium pilosum, 765 nucleotides long. Lineage: Eukaryota; Dinophyceae; Suessiales; Symbiodiniaceae. The record is from the annotation of a GenBank genome assembly.